CGUUCUUUUAUAAGUUUUAUUCCUCACGAUUCAUGGCAAAAAACGUCAGUUUGGAUUUCUUUCUUUAGUUCAAACUCUUUGUCCUUUGUCCGAACCGUUCUUAUACUGUCGUCGGGUGAAGUUCUUCGUCUUCUCGAACUCAGGUUUUGAUUUUUCUCUGCACUGGGCAGUACAACAGCUAUCAAUGUCCGAAACAGACGCACCGGACAAAGCGAAGCGAUUUGAUUUUUCGCAUCUGGCAUUCCAUGCACCGAAACCAUCCAUCCCAGUUAGCGCCGAUCAUGAAGAGAUCGAAGAUGAGAAGCCAAAGAAACGCAGAAAAACUGCCGCCGGUUCAGAAUCUCACUCUCCAUCCAAGCUGGCUCAGACCAUGAGCACGCUGAAGGACAUUCGAUUAUCCGAUUUUCUCCGUUACGAACUGGACAUCAUCAUUGUCGGCUUCAAUCCAGGCAGAAACUCCGCCAGCCAUGGACAUCACUACGCCGGCCCGGGAAAUCAUUUCUGGAAGUGUCUGCAUUUGUCCGGACUGGUUCCGGAACCCUUGACAUUUCACGACGAUGCGCGCAUCACCGAGUUCGGAAUUGGCCUGACGAAUAUCGUCUCACGCCCGUCCAGUAGCAGUUCCGAGUUGUCCAAAGCCGAACUGCGCGAGGGCGCCGCCGAAGUGCGCAGGAAGAUGGUUGAGUAUGAGCCGAAGAUUGUGGUGUUCAAUGGAGUGGGGAUCUACGAAGCGUUCUCGGGUACGAAGACAUUCCGUUUGGGUAGACAGGAGCAGGUGUUGAAGGGACGAACAGGCAGUGAUAUUCUCCUGUAUGUAAUGCCAUCGUCCAGUCCGAGAGGAUCCAAAUGGCCGCGAUUAGAAGACAAAUUGAAGUUUUAUCAAGGAGUUGUGCAUUUACGAGAAUUUAUCCAAGGAAAGGUGGAGAAAUUGGAGAUGGAUAAAGUGGUGUUUGAUUAGAAGCAAUUCUUGACUAAAUUUCUAUCUGCUCGGCUGCUUCGUUUCGGAUGUGCUCCUUUAUACGUAUUCGAAAUCAAUCGAUUCGACUGCAUGUUAAUCCUAAACAGAUGUUUGGCAUCUUUACAGUUUCGCUGUUCGUCUGUUCGUAAUGUUAUAAUCUCAGGAACGGAACAUCAGAUGAUCAUAUCACUACUGCAUAAAGAAUACGUCCGAUUGUUUUGUACAGUUUUGGUAAGAUUUGUUG
Molecule: messenger RNA, 1202 nt
Organism: Paramacrobiotus metropolitanus
Lineage: Eukaryota; Metazoa; Tardigrada; Eutardigrada; Parachela; Macrobiotidae
Product: G/T mismatch-specific thymine DNA glycosylase-like
Exons: 1
Coding region: 185-958 (257 amino acids)
Biological process (GO): base-excision repair, AP site formation
Cellular component (GO): nucleus
Molecular function (GO): mismatch base pair DNA N-glycosylase activity
Source: RefSeq, a predicted model, not a curated record